AUGUCUGCCGCCGCUAAGCCCGCCGCCAAGAAGGCCGCCUCCAAGAAGGCCGCCGGCACCUCGGUCUCCUACGAGGUGGUCGCCGACGAGCGUCGCGGUCGCCGUCAGCAUCCGUCUGCGAUUUGGAUGGAUGGAACACGCGCGCGCGUCUCGCGAUGGACCCACCUCUCGAAAAUAAUUUACUGCGCCGCCUCGCCCCCCUGGGAUGCUGGCAGCACCGAUAAGCACGACGAUGACAGCCUGCUGACCCGAUCCUCCCUCUUUUGCCUGCUCGCCAUCUCCAUGAUCAAGGAGGCCAUCCUUGCUCACCCCGCCGAGGCCCGUGCUGGUAUCGGCCGUGCCACCAUCAAGAAGUACAUCCAGUCUCACCACCCCGAGACCGCCAAGGGCUCCGAGGCCACCUUCAACACGCGUGUCAACCAGGCCAUCACCCGCGGUGCCGAGAAGAAGACCUUUGUCCUCCCCAAGGGCCCCUCGGGCAAGGUCAAGCUCGCCCCCAAGGCCAAGGUCGAGAAGAAGCCCGCCACCGCCGCCGCCGCCAAGAAGCCCGCGGCCAAGAAGGCUGCCGUCGCUAAGAAGCCUGCUGCGGCUGCCAAGAAGCCCGCUGCCAAGAAGGCCCCUGCUGUGCCCGCCCUCCCUUCCCACCUCUUCGUCAUCACCAUCGCGGCUCUCGUCGUCGUCGUCGUCGUCGUCAUCAUCAUCAUCAUCACCGCCGCCAAGAAGCCUGCUGCCAAGAAGGUCGCUUCGUCAACGGCCACCAAGGCCAAGAAGCCCGCUGCCAAGAAGGCUGACGCUCCUGCUCGCAAACCCCUUGCUCCCGUCCAACCCAAGGUGGCGAAGCCCGCCGCCAAGAAGGCUGCCGCCAAGAAGGCAUAA
Messenger RNA from Moesziomyces antarcticus, 876 nucleotides. RefSeq lists its product as uncharacterized. The transcript has 6 exons. Lineage: Eukaryota; Fungi; Basidiomycota; Ustilaginomycetes; Ustilaginales; Ustilaginaceae. Gene Ontology annotation, cellular component: nucleosome. Gene Ontology annotation, biological process: nucleosome assembly. The coding region runs from base 1 to 876 and encodes 291 amino acids. Gene Ontology annotation, molecular function: DNA binding. The record is from RefSeq and is a predicted model, not a curated record.